AUGCUCACAAUGUAUACUUUGAUUCCUUACUUCUUGACCCUGACACUCGCUAUGCUCCUAUGCAACUUGGUUUUGCCAAAGUGUUCGAUCUCAUUGACAGAGAAUGUAUACAAAGAAGGCGAUAUGGUGCUCAAUUUUUUCUUACCACUUUAUGUUUAUCAAACCUCCCAACAUACUGAAGGUGCAGAGAGUACACACAUUUAUCCACGGAUCAGUCUCAAUAAUUAUCAAUUUGUGAUGGCUUUGUUAUUUGCCACUGAGGAGAUCAAUAAGAAUUCCCUUCUUUUACCUAACAUGUCUUUGGGAUACAGUAUCUACAUUGCUGGGCCAACUCAAAAAGAUACAGUGCACAAUCUCCUCACUUGGCUCACAGGGCAGGAAAAUUUCCUCCCAAACUACAACUGCAAAAAAGAAGAAAAAUCUGUGGCAGCAAUAACAGGACAAACAUGGGAAAUCUCUUUACUAAUUGGCACAGUUUUGGGACUUUAUAAAUAUCCACAGCUGACCAUUGGACCUUUUGAACCAAAAAUGAAUGACCCUGUGAAGUUUCCUUCUCUGUAUCAGAUGGCCACAAAGGAAUCUUCUCUGGCCUUAGGCAUGGUCUCAUUGAUUGUUCAUUUCAGGUGGAACUGGGUGGGGCUGAUCACUUCAGAUGAUGACAAAGCUGUUCACUUUGUCUCAGACUUAAUACCAGAGUUGGAAAGAAACACAGUCUGUGUGGCCUUUAUAGAAAUGAUCUCAGUCACCCAUAUGUUCUUCAUGAAUGUCAAUGAUGUCUACAAUAGCCCAAUUGUGAGAAAAUCAGCCAAAGUUAUCAUCAUUUAUGGUGACAGUGAUUCCUCCUUAGGUGUGUUUUUUAGAAGAUGGGAACAUAUACUUCCAUGGAGAAUCUGGGUCACCACUUCACAAUGGGAAGUCACUACUGCUAUGAGACAUUUUAUGCUUGACUCAUUCCAUGGGACUCUAAUAUUUUCACAACACCAUGGUGAAAUUAUUACUUUUAAAGACUUUGUAAAGACAGUCACCCCUGCUAAAUACUCAAAUGACAUUUUCCUUGCAAGGUUGUGGGAGAUUUAUUUUGAUUGUGCACUCUCUAAUGGUACCUGUAAAUCGUCAAAAAAUUGUUCAUCUAGAGGUUCUCUGGAAUGGUUACCUUGGUACCACUUUGACAUGGCCAUGAGUCCUGUCAGUUACCAUGUGUACAAUGCUGUGUAUGCUGUGGCCCACAGCCUGCACAAGAUAGUUAUGCAACAAAUAGACAUGGAAGAAAUGAGAAAUGGAGGAAGAAUGAAAAUUUCCCCCUGGAAGCUGAACCCCAUCCUGAAGAAUAUUCAAUUCACAAAUCCUGGUGGAGAUGCAGUAACAUUGAAUCCUUCAGAAAAAUUGCAUGAAGACUAUGACAUUCUGAACUUCUGGAAUUUUCCACAAGGCCUCGGAUAUAAAGAAAAAGUAGGAACAUUUUCCACAUAUUUUCCACCUGGUCAACAAUUGUCAUUGUCAGAAGACAGGAUACAGUGGAACACAGGAGAUGAACAGAUUCCCACAUCUGUAUGCAGUGAAAAUUGUAGUCCUGGAUUUAGGAAAUCUUUUCAUGAAGGCAAGUAUGCCUGCUGUUUUGAAUGCAGCCUCUGCCCAGAAAAUGAAAUCUCAAAUGGAACAGGCAAGUGCAUGCAUGCAUGGAAGAUGUAUAUUGACGAUUGUGUGAAGUGUCCAGAGGAUCAUUAUGCCAACACAGUAAGAACCCACUGCCUCCGAAAAGCAGUGAUAUUUCUAACUUAUAAAAAUUCCUUGGGGAUGACAUUUUCUGGUAUUGCCCUGUGCUUAUCUCUACUAACCACACUUGUUCUUGGGAUUUUUGUGAAGCACCAAAAGACUCCUGUUGUGAAGGCCAAUAACAUUACUUUCAGCUACAUACUGCUCAUCUCCCUAAUUUUCUGUUUUCUUUGCUCAUUUCUAUUCAUUGGUGAGCCGAACACACCUAUCUGCAUCUUGCAACAGACAGUAUUUGGAAUUGUUUUCACAGUAGCUGUGUCUACUGUCUUGGCUAAAACCAUUACAGUGGUUCUGGCCUUUAAGAUCUCAAGUCCAGGAAGAAGAAUGAAGGGGUUGCUUAUAUUAUUGGCACCCAAAUUCAUCAUUCUGAUCUGUACUCUUAUACAAAUUUUCUUUUGUGGAAUUUGGCUGGGAACAUCGCCGCCCUUUGUGGACAAGGAUUCAAAAUCUGAACAUGGUAAGAUCAUCAUACUGUGCAACAAGGGCUCAGUCACAGCGUUCUACUGUGUCCUGGGAUACCUGGGGUCUUUGUCCAUAGUGACCUUCACAGUAGCUUUUUUGGCCAGAAAUUUACCUGACAUGUUCAAUGAAGCCAAGUUCCUGACAUUCAGUAUGCUCAUUUUCUGCAGUGUCUGGAUCACCUUCCUCCCAGUCUACCACAGUAGUAAGGGAAGGAUCAUGGUGGUUUUGGAGGUCUUAUCAAUCUUGACCUCCAGUACAGGGCUCCUAGGCUGUAUCUUUUUUCCCAAGUGCUAUAUUAUUCUCCUGAGGCCUGAUAGGAACUCAUUGAAAGUCAUGAAAGAUAACAUUCUGUGGAAAUAG
Messenger RNA from Rattus norvegicus (Norway rat), 2595 nucleotides. RefSeq names its product vomeronasal 2 receptor, 79 (gene Vom2r79). The record is from RefSeq and is marked inferred. NCBI's taxonomy places the organism in Eukaryota, Metazoa, Chordata, Mammalia, Rodentia, Muridae. Bases 1 to 2595 code for a protein of 864 amino acids. The transcript is spliced from 6 exons. Gene Ontology annotation, cellular component: membrane; plasma membrane. Gene Ontology annotation, biological process: G protein-coupled receptor signaling pathway. Gene Ontology annotation, molecular function: G protein-coupled receptor activity.